Molecule: messenger RNA, 1230 nt
Organism: Tribolium madens (black flour beetle)
Lineage: Eukaryota; Metazoa; Arthropoda; Insecta; Coleoptera; Tenebrionidae
Exons: 4
Coding region: 568-861 (97 amino acids)
Source: RefSeq, a predicted model, not a curated record
CGAGACGUGAGGCGUUUGCUUCGUCUUUUUUCUUCCACCAUUUCUUCUCAUUUAAAUAGUACAGUCGCGACUAAAUUCUCGGACGAAAUGCGCGCAAUUAUCGUGAAACGGGCCAUAAAUCUGCUUGACCACCUGUAAUUAACUCUAAUAACCGGCGGCGGCCAUCUUGCAAUGAAAGGCGCCAAAGUAAAACGGGACAUUUUUCUUUUAUUGUCUAUAGAAAUGAUGGUACAGCAAUGUGCAAAGUUUAACAAUUUCUAUACACAAUUUGUGACCACCUAUACAUCCAACUAAACUAUUGUGUAGUUCUUGAAAAAUUAUAAAUUAAAUUCCGUUUUUUGAUAUUUUUUACUUCUUCUUCGGCGGGACUAGUUCGAAUUUCCAGAUCCGGUUUGGACCGAUUUCGGCCACGUACAGGGCCGAACCGUUGGGGCACACAGCGAUGGCGUGGGGGUUACCGAAGCCCUGGAAAAUAAUCCAAGAUGAAUAACGCUUUGUGGAGAAAUCUUGACAGUGCUCUAAUUAUGGCGCCAACCACCAAUCAAUACUCCAGCACAGCCCUCAAAAAUGUGCAAAAGCCCAUCGAUGACCCUGUUGAUCCUGCUGCCCUUCCUGCUGCUCGAGCACAGCUCGGCGCGAUUCCUCAGCAGGAGGAGCAUCUCCGACCGGUCCGUCAGCGGCUAUUUGACCGAGAGGACUUGUUGGUGGAACGAAGUGUGCAAAGAGGAGUUCCAGAGUCAGUUCCGGUGCAAGUGCCCGGAAUGGUCCUUCUGCAGGGCUCCAGGACGGUAUUACAACGCUUUUUGCUCGAUGACGGCCACGGGGUACAUCUGGAUGCAGCCGGGAAUCAGGGACGGAUAGCAGUUAAGAAGUCGUCGGGCCAAGCACAAGUCCGACGACCGGGUUCAAAUUCCCAAAUUGCCGGCUUUGGCUUAAUUAUUUUAUUAUUUAUCAGUUUGGGGUGAUAAGAUAAAAUCGUACUGAAAAUGUGAAUAUUGUUGUUGUUUGUUUCAUUUUUAAUAAAAGUUUUUUGUGGGGUCGAGGAAAUAUUGACAUUUCUUACAAUGAGAAAAUUACUUCCGCCUUCGUGCUAAUUUAAUGUAUAUGUUGUGUCACCUCUAUUUUUAUUUUUAUUGAUUGUUUUACACAAUUAUUAGUUUUUUCCCACUUAUUUUUUUUUUGAGUUUUAGGCUAUUUUUUCUUAUUGUAUCUUUAUCUAAUAAAAUAAAA